AUGGCCGCGCCGGGGUCAGCGAUCAAGCACACCUUUUCUUCUCUCCUGAAGCAAAAACCACCAAAGACUAGUCCGACAAAAUCUAGGGGUCCUAUGGCUGUUUCAAUGAGGGAGGUGGAUCCUGUUUUUCAAGGUGCAGGUCAAAAAGAUGGAUUGGAAAUAUGGCGGAUUGAAAAGUUACAGGCUGUUCCUGUUCCCAAGGAAUCAUAUGGGAAAUUUUUCACAGGAGAUUCCUAUAUAGUACUGAAGACAACUGCCCUUAAGAAUGGUUCUUUUCGGCAUGAUAUCCAUUAUUGGCUCGGCAAAGAUACCAGUCAGGAUGAAGCUGGUACUGCUGCAAUCAAGACUGUGGAACUCGAUGCUGCUCUUGGUGGAAGAGCUGUCCAAUACCGUGAAAUACAGGGAAAUGAGACUGAGAAAUUUCUUUCGUACUUUAAGCCGUGUAUUAUACCAGAGGAAGGUGGUGUUGCAUCUGGCUUCAGGCACGCUGAAGUAAAUGAGCGGGAGCAUAAAACACGAUUAUUUGUCUGCAGAGGAAAGCAUACUGUUCAUGUUAAAGAGGUUCCUUUUGCACGAGCAUCACUCAACCAUGAUGACAUAUUUAUUUUAGAUACAAAAUCUAAGAUAUUCCAAUUCAAUGGAUCAAAUUCAAGUAUUCAGGAGAGGGCUAAAGCACUUGAGGUUGUGCAACAUCUUAAAGAUACCAACCAUGAUGGGAAAUGUGAAGUAGCGGCGGUUGAGGAUGGAAAGUUGAUGGCAGACGCUGAUGCUGGUGAAUUCUGGGGUCUCUUUGGCGGAUUUGCUCCUUUACCAAGAAAGACGUUUUCUGAACUCAACGGGAAAGAUUCUACUUCCACUUCAAAAUUGCUUUGUGUCAAUAAGGGCCAAUCAGCUCCUAUUGAUUGCGAAAUUCUAAAAAGAGAGCUGUUAGAUUCAUCAAAGUGUUACCUACUAGACUGUGGUUCUGAAAUUUAUGUCUGGAUGGGUAGAGAAACAACUCUUGAAGAAAGGAAACGAGGAGGCUCGGCUGCUGAGGAAUUACUACGUGAAGGAAACCGGCCAAAAUCUCAUAUUAUUCGGCUCAUGGAAGGAUUUGAGACUGUUACAUUCAAAUCAAAGUUUGAUAAAUGGCCCAAGAAAGCUGAUGCAGUUGUCUCGGAUGAAAGCAGAGGAAAAGUGGCAGCUCUUCUUAAGCGACAAGGAUUUAAUUUUAAGGGUCCAGCAAAAGCUGCUCCUGUAAAGCAAGAGCCUCAACCUCAGAUUGAUUGCACUGGCAAUUUACAGGUUUGGCGCGUGAAUGGCAGUGAUAAGACUUUCCUUUCGUUCUCUGAGCAAUGCAAGUUUUACAGUGGAGACUGCUAUAUCUUUCAAUACACCUACCCUGGAGACAAUGGAGAUGAAUGCCUUAUUGGUACCUGGUUUGGGAAGAAGAGUGUCCAGGAGGAAAGAAGUGCAGCCAUUUCACUAGCUGACAAGAUGAUUGAGUCUUUAAAAUUCCAGGCUGCUCUGGUUCGCGUUUAUGAAGGAAAGGAACCCAUUGAAUUUUUCCCAAUAUUUCAAAACUUGGUUAUAUACAAGGGAGGUACAAGUACUGGGUAUAAGAAAUUUGUCUCAGAAAAUGGCAUUGAAGAUGAUACCUAUUCAGAAAACGGGGUUGCACUUUUUCGAGUUCAGGGCUCAGGGCCAGAGAAUAUGCAAGCUAUUCAAGUUGACACGGCAGCAUCGUCGCUGAACUCUUCUUAUUGUUACAUACUGCAUGAUGGAGAUACAGUAUUUACAUGGAUCGGUAAUCUAAGCUCAUCAAUGGACCAAGAGCUUGCUGAGAGGCAGCUAGAUGUGAUCAAGCCAAAUUUGCAGUCCAGAAUGCUCAAAGAAGGAUCUGAAUAUGAUCAGUUUUGGAAGUUACUUGGAGUCAAGUCUGAGUAUGGCAGCCAGAAGAUUGUGAGGGAUCAAGAAAGUGACCCUCAUUUAUUUGCUUGUACUUUUAUAAAGGGGGUGCUUAAGGUCAGAGAAAUAUUCAACUUCACUCAAGAUGAUUUGAUGACGGAGGAUAUAUUUAUUUUGGAUUGUCACUCAUGUGUCUUUGUAUGGGUUGGACAACGUGUGGACUCAAAAAUACGAGCACAAGCUUUGAACAUUGGAGAGAAAUUUCUAGAACUUGACAUUCUAAUGGAGAAUGUAUCACGAGAAACACCACUUUAUGUCAUCACUGAAGGAAGCGAACCCCAAUAUUUCACCAGGUUCUUCAGUUGGGAUUCAGCAAAAUCAGCAAUGCAUGGUAACUCAUUUGAAAGGAGGCUAUCUAUAGUGAAGGAUGGAGUAAAACCAAGAGCAGAUAAACCAAAAAGAAGGCCAACAACAUCGACACACAUUGGAAGGUCUAGUGUACCUGAUAAAUCCCAACGUUCCAGAAGUAUGUCAUUCAGUCCUGAUCGUGUAAGAGUCAGAGGAAGGUCGCCUGCUUUCAAUGCAUUGGCUGCUAACUUCGAGGACCCAAAUGCUCGAAACCUAUCAACUCCUCCACCAGUUGUUAGGAAACAACUUCCGAAGCCUGUAUCUCCUGAUUCUUCAAAGCCACCUCCAAGGACAGCUUCAAUCGCUGCAAUUUCUUCUACUUUUGAGCGGCCUAAAGCAACUCUAAUACCAAAGUCAAUAAAAGCGAGCCCUGAUGCAAGCAAGCCCCAAAUUGAAGCGAGCAAACCUAAACUAGAGACGAACGCCAAGGAAAUGAACCCUACAAAGGAUAGUCAAAUUGCAGCUCCUACAGUAGAGGAAGAUGUAAAAGAGAGUCAGGCAGAUGGUCAAGCAGGGCUUCCUAUAUACCCAUAUGACCGCUUGAGGACAUCAUCCACCAAUCCCCCCACAGACAUUGAUUUUACCAAGCGAGAGACAUAUCUGUCUUCGUCGGAGUUCAGAGAAAAGUUUGGGAUGACAAAGGAGGCAUUUGGGAAGCUACCAAAGUGGAAGCAGAACAGGCUCAAGAUUGCCCUUCAGCUGUUCUGA
Miscanthus lutarioriparius is the source of this 3003-nucleotide messenger RNA. The record is from the annotation of a GenBank genome assembly. Lineage: Eukaryota; Viridiplantae; Streptophyta; Magnoliopsida; Poales; Poaceae.